UUAAGGUGCGCUGAAGGCACGUUUCGCGUGCAAAACAUUUACGGCGAUGGUAAUUGCAUGUUUCGGGCGAUUAGCUACAUUUUAUGGCAAAACGAGGACGAACAUCGGUAUCUGCGAUCAAUGGUUGUGCAACACAUCAAGGAAAAUUGGCACGAGUAUGGGCCUUUCGUGAUGGCCGAAUGGAACAUAUCGGAUCGACAAACUUAUGAAAAUUAUAUGGACAUGGUGGGCACGUUCGCCAGUGAACUCGAAUGCACGGUCGCCACCAAGAUGUAUAACAUGAAUCUGUCGAUCUAUCGCGAGAUCAAAGACAGACCCGAACUUAAACGAGUAUUUCACAAUCAUGUGAGCUCGCAAUACGCUACAGCUAGACUGUUAUUCACCGGUAAUUCGGACAGCGGUCAUUACGACGUGCUAGUUCCUGAUUGACGAACG
Bombus terrestris (buff-tailed bumblebee) is the source of this 435-nucleotide messenger RNA. RefSeq lists its product as uncharacterized. Lineage: Eukaryota; Metazoa; Arthropoda; Insecta; Hymenoptera; Apidae. The transcript is spliced from 2 exons. The record is from RefSeq and is a predicted model, not a curated record. Gene Ontology annotation, molecular function: cysteine-type deubiquitinase activity. Gene Ontology annotation, biological process: protein deubiquitination. The coding region runs from base 58 to 429 and encodes 123 amino acids.